Molecule: messenger RNA, 1257 nt
Organism: Cuculus canorus (common cuckoo)
Lineage: Eukaryota; Metazoa; Chordata; Aves; Cuculiformes; Cuculidae
Gene: NFU1
Product: NFU1 iron-sulfur cluster scaffold
Exons: 8
Coding region: 37-795 (252 amino acids)
Biological process (GO): iron-sulfur cluster assembly
Cellular component (GO): mitochondrion
Molecular function (GO): iron-sulfur cluster binding; iron ion binding
Source: RefSeq, a predicted model, not a curated record
UGGCGACGGGACGGGGGCGGGGCCCAGAGCAAGAAGAUGGCGGCGGCACGAUGGCUACGGGCGGCGGCGGGGCCGGGCGGGCGGUUCUGUCGUAUGAUGUUAAAAGAUCAUAAUGUGACACCUCAACAGCCUUUUCACCACCUUGUGCAGAAGAAAUCACUUUUUCCACCUGCAGUGUGGCAUAACACAGUUAGAGGCAUGUUUAUUCAAACUCAAGACACACCAAAUCCGAACAGUUUGAAGUUUAUUCCAGGGAAGGAGGUGUUGGAAUCGAGGACUAUGGAGUUUUCCACCCCGGCUGCAGCAUUUUGCUCACCUUUAGCAAGACAGUUAUUCAAAAUUGAAGGAGUUAAAAGUGUUUUCUUUGGACCAGACUUCAUCACAAUCACCAAGGAGAGUGAAGACCUGGACUGGAACUUACUGAAACCAGAUAUUUAUGCAACUAUAAUGGAUUUCUUUGCCUCUGGCUUACCUGUAGUUACUGACGAGGCACCUCGGACAGAUACAGCCGCGUCGGAAGAGGAUGAUGAAGUUGUACUGAUGAUUAAAGAGCUGCUGGAUACAAGAAUAAGGCCGACGGUGCAAGAAGAUGGUGGUGAUGUUAUUUAUAAAGGCUUUGAGGAUGGGAUUGUGCAGCUGAAGUUGCAGGGAUCGUGUACCAGUUGUCCCAGUUCCAUCAUCACCUUGAAGAACGGGAUACAGAACAUGCUUCAGUUCUACAUCCCUGAAGUAGAAGGCGUGGAACAGGUUGUUGAUGAUGAUGAUGACGUGGAGAAAGAAGCAAAUUCUACUUGAGCUUGCAUCAUCUGUGGCCAAAUAAGUAUUUACCUCUUGGUGUCUGUAAACUGUCUUUGUGCUGAGGAACAACCAGAUUUGCCUUUCUUUUCAGAGAAUAGUUGCACUGUGAAAAUGUGUCAUCAAUUUUAAGCAAUUUGUCCACUAAUUUAUUAAAUGCCCUGUAUUCAAAAAAAGAAUAUUUUUGCUCUACUUUGUACUAUGACUUAAGAAAAAAACGGUGGGCUUUAAAAAUGGCGAGGUGUCUCUCUGUUGUUCUUUCACACAAAAAAAAUCAAGACAAAAAAAAAGAAAGAGAAGGCAGAAGAAAAGUGCCUGACUGUUUUUUGUGCAGUAGAAAUACUAAAUGUUUAUUCCCCCAAAUCUCCUUACGGGGCUUGCAGGGCUGUCUGCCCUUGCUCUCUCACUGGGAAAUUCAGGAAUGGUAAUUUUAUCAAGCCUUAUUAAAAAGCUUUUGAUUCA